ACAUGUAAGGAGUGGCAAUAUAAAAAGCGAUUCAAUGGAAUCAAGGUUUAAAAUGAGUGAUAAAAAAGCACAAUUGCCUUUAUUUUUUUCUCUCACGUUAUUUUAUUUUAAUUAAACCUUGUCGCCAAUGAGUGUGAAAUGCAAUUCCAAUACUUUGUGGGGGGGAAAUCGUGAACUUUGCUCCUUUUUGGAGACUGCGGGCAGCUUUUGUUGUCUUCCUUUAUCACCUUCUGAGUACAAGCCGAUGUGGACACCGAUGACGCACAGUCGGACCGUUUGUUUGGAAUGUUUCACAGCAAGUUUCCAAGGUGAUUCCGUUUCAAACCAGUUUUCAGAGCCGCUUGCCUUUCAAUUCCGUGGUAUAACUACGGUUCAGCUCAUUCUCUGUGGACAAAAGUAAUCUGACACAAUGGCAGACAAAAUCAAGGAUGCUAAGAUCAUCUUUGUCGUGGGUGGCCCCGGCUCUGGGAAGGGCACCCAGUGCGAGAAGGUUGUAGCCAAGUAUGGCUACACCCACCUGUCCUCCGGUGACCUGCUCCGUGCUGAGGUGUCGUCCGGCAGCGAGCGGGGCAAGCAGCUGCAGGCCAUCAUGCAGAAGGGCGAGCUGGUGCCCCUGGAUACGGUCUUGGACAUGAUCAAGGACGCCAUGAUCGCCAAGGCCGACGUCUCCAAGGGCUACCUCAUCGACGGUUACCCCCGGGAGGUGGUGCAGGGCGAGGAGUUUGAGAAGAAGAUCGGCAAACCCUUCCUCCUGCUGUACAUCGACGCCAAAGCCGAGACCAUGGUGCAGAGGCUCCUGAAGCGCGGCGAGACCAGCGGCCGCUCCGAUGACAACGAGGAGACCAUCAAGAAGCGCCUUGACUUGUACUACAAAGCCACAGAGCCCGUCAUCGCCUUCUACGAGAACCGAGGCAUCGUCAGGAAGAUCAACUCAGAGCUUCCGGUGGACGAGGUCUUCAACCAGGUGUCUCAGGCUAUUGAUUCGAUGAAGUAAAACAGACAUGGAUCAUCUUCUGUCUGCUCCUGUCUUUCUUCCUUUUCUCACGCUUCCUGUUCACACCUGGGGAUAAAAAGCCAAAACUAUGACAGAAUCCAAAUUUUAGCUUCACUAUUUCAGCAUGUCUCGUAAUUUUGGCUUUUUGCCUCGGAUUAUCUCUUUUCCCAGAAGCUUCUUCUACCAUUUCCCAUCUACCUGCAAAACUUUUUGCUGUCCUGGAUUGCAUUAUUCCGUCUCACUUUUCAUUGGUGCAGAAAAAAAUCAUCCUAAUAUUUACAUUUCAACAUUUCAAACUCACUGUUCCACCUUAACACCAUGCAUUUAAGCAAGAGGUCUUCAGUAAUGAUCUUGAUUUUUGUGGCUCAUUAUUGGAUUUUCUGACAGUUUCUUUACUGUCCUUCUGUCACUGAAGUAUUUUUAUACUUUCAAUCACAGUUUAUACCUUCACUCUAUCUCCUCUUGACUUUGCUCUUGUCUGAUACUGUAUCCUCUUUUUUCUUCUCAUGUCAAUCUCCUUAUUUGGUGGAACCGAUACUCAAAUCUUCCACCAUGAGCUGCAGCUAAAACUUGUUGUUUUUGUGCCUAUGUAAGCACAUUUUUCCCUCAGACUCGAGUCACACAAAGCCACACAUCUACUUGCACAUAAAUCGUGUCAGAGGGAAAUGAGCUGUACUUUAAACGUAUUUGGUUAUUAGCAUUUUUUAUUUUCUCUCAAAUGUCAUUUUAAUAUAUACUGUCAGAAUAAAACAAACACAACAUUUAUAUUUA
Synchiropus splendidus (mandarinfish) is the source of this 1765-nucleotide messenger RNA. RefSeq names its product adenylate kinase 1 (gene ak1). The transcript has 7 exons. Gene Ontology annotation, molecular function: AMP kinase activity; ATP binding; nucleoside diphosphate kinase activity. Lineage: Eukaryota; Metazoa; Chordata; Actinopteri; Syngnathiformes; Callionymidae. The coding region runs from base 410 to 994 and encodes 194 amino acids. Gene Ontology annotation, cellular component: cytosol; cytoplasm. Gene Ontology annotation, biological process: nucleoside triphosphate biosynthetic process; ATP metabolic process. The record is from RefSeq and is a predicted model, not a curated record.